Theobroma umbraticum is the source of this 1188-nucleotide messenger RNA. RefSeq lists its product as uncharacterized. Lineage: Eukaryota; Viridiplantae; Streptophyta; Magnoliopsida; Malvales; Malvaceae. The record is from RefSeq and is a predicted model, not a curated record.
AAAACCCCCCAGCUGGUUUACUGUUUCUUCCCUGACGUUACAAAGUCACAAGACUCACACCAGCUCUUUCUUUCUUCACUAUUCCUCCAUUAGAAACCUCUCUCCUACCUUCAUUUUCAACAAGUUUACAAGCUUCAGGAGUCUUAAGCACCAGACCAAACCUUAUUUGAUCUUCUUAUUUCUUUUGUUUUUCCUCAUCAAUUUCUUUAUACAUCAACUUUGCAUAUUAUUUUACAGUUUCUAACUCGGUUUUGUUUUCGUCUUUUUCCUUUUCGAUCUUCUGGGGUUGGAGAAUGGAGCAUGAAAGCAUAGACUGGAACAACAUCGAAUCGAUAUUCGAGGAAGAUGACACAUACGAGAAUAUAAAUGCGCCUAAAUGGGUUGAUCUUUCUGCUCCAUGUGAAACUAUGGAUGAUGAAGCCUGGUUCUGCAAGCCUGGCUGCAAGCAUCCCAAGAGUGCAGAAGAUUACCUUAAAUCAAAGCACUACUCUAAGUUGCUAAGGUCUAUGACUAUAUCUGAGAUUCUUCCUUUCAGGGAUAGAACUCGCAGAGAAGCGAAGGCUAAAAAUGGAGAAAAAGGGUCUAAAUCUCCAGAAAAUGUAAAUGAAGACAAUGAGAACAGGAACCCAAACUUAUCUACUCCACCUCUAAGUGCCAAGACUAUGCAUAAGAAAUUGGCAAAGAAAUCAUCCAUGGAGGAGAAAACUCAGUUGGAUGAUUUAAGAGACAAUUCAGCCAAGUCUGAUAAGAAGCGAGGUUUAAAGAAUACCUUCUCCGCGCGUAAUUUAGUAGCAGGACGAGAAAUUUUAAGUCAGAUAACAGAAUUCUGCGCUGAAUUGAAGAAAAUGGCAAGGAAAGGUUCAAAAAAAGGGGCACCAGAGAAGGCUCCGAAUGGUGUUCUGGGUGAAUUGAAGGAGAGGGUAAGAGAAGGAGAAAGGAUGCCUCUGCUUGUGGUUAAAGAAAGGAAGUCUAAAGAGCAAGUGUAAAUCAAACAGGGGAAAUAGAGAAUUGUUAUUGAACAAGCACUAAAAAGUUUUGUGACAGUAGGACCUAGUUGCAUUGUUAUUAUUUUUUAUGUUUUUUCAUCAACAGAUAAUCUUGGACAGAUUUGUGACAAAUUCUCAGAGAUAAAUACCUGUAUACAAUUUUGUCAACUAUAAAUUUAUUUCAUCCUUGAGAUUUCUCAUC